This is a messenger RNA of Pneumocystis jirovecii RU7, 882 nucleotides long. RefSeq lists its product as uncharacterized. Gene Ontology annotation, molecular function: triacylglycerol lipase activity. The transcript is spliced from 10 exons. The record is from RefSeq and is a predicted model, not a curated record. NCBI's taxonomy places the organism in Eukaryota, Fungi, Ascomycota, Pneumocystomycetes, Pneumocystales, Pneumocystaceae. The coding region runs from base 1 to 882 and encodes 293 amino acids.
AUGACGUAUUUAUCUUUUAAAAGAAUAAAAAUCAUUAUUUUCAACCACGCAACUAUUGCAGGAUUUAGAUUUUUAUGUCUUCAUACUCAAUUAAUUCAUACAUGUCAUUAUGUAAAAGAUCAAAAAGAAAAACAAUGGAAUUAUAAAUCAGUGAAAAAAACACAUAAGCGUUUUUUACCAAAGAAUCCUUUGGUAUUAUGUCAUGGAUUAAUGGGGUUUGACAAAAUAGAAAUUGGGAAAUACAAGUAUUUCAAAUCAUUUCCUUUUAUCGUUUUAUAUUAUUGGAGGGGAAUAAAAGAAGUUUUAGAAGCAAAUGGUGUAGAGGUAUUUAUAACAUCAGUUCCAAUGCUAGGAACAGUAGAAGAAAGAUCAUAUCUUCUCCAUAAACAAAUUGAGGACAAGUAUAAAGGAUAUAAAGUAAACUUGAUAGCACAUAGUAUGGGUGGUUUAGAUUGUCGAUAUCUGAUAUCUAAAAUAAACCCUAAAAAAUAUCAAGUUGGGUCCUUAACUACAAUUGCAACCCCUCACAGAGGAACAUAUUUUGCAAAUUAUUGCCUUAAAUUAAUUAAUGCACUUAAUAUUUCAAAAACGUGCAACUUAUUUUCCUUAAUGGGGCUACAAACUCAAGUAAUAGAAGAAUUAACGACAACAUAUAUGGAGAAUGUUUUUAAUAAAAAUGUAAUUGAUGAUCCUAAUGUUUUAUAUUUUAGUUAUGGUGCUUCUUUUGUACCUUCAUUUUUUAAUAUAUUUCGGUUAAGUUGGAAUAAAAUAAACAACGCAGAAGGUAUGAAUGAUGGACUUGUUAGUGUAAAAAGCUCGAUUUGGGGGAACUAUAAGGGAACACUUGAAAAUGUCAAUCAUUUACGCGUGAUAUUAGCUUGA